Molecule: messenger RNA, 7740 nt
Organism: Passer domesticus (house sparrow)
Lineage: Eukaryota; Metazoa; Chordata; Aves; Passeriformes; Passeridae
Gene: MTR
Product: 5-methyltetrahydrofolate-homocysteine methyltransferase
Exons: 34
Coding region: 2510-6220 (1236 amino acids)
Biological process (GO): tetrahydrofolate metabolic process; homocysteine metabolic process
Cellular component (GO): cytosol
Molecular function (GO): zinc ion binding; cobalamin binding; methionine synthase activity
Source: RefSeq, a predicted model, not a curated record
UUUGGCCGAAAUGGAAAGUGUGAAGGUGUUGUGGCAGCAGCUUGAGAAGCAGUGGCAGUGGGAGAGUUCUGCAUAGACAGAAGCACAAAUUGUGUGACCGGGGUAUUUGUGGAGCCCCAAGGAGCAGGCACGAGGCAGUAGGUGGUGGUGUGUCCCUCUGGCAGUGAAGCAAAGGAUCUGGGUUCAGGAGUGGGUUAUGGAGAAGCUGAGUGCAAUGUUUCUCACUCACCUUUGACGGGCAGGGUGUCCCACAAAGUGAGGCCAUGUAGGGCUGUUUCCUGGUGUGUCCUGCCUAUAAAGAAUGUCUUUUGUGUACAGUUUAACAUCAGAAGAUGAACAGUUGUGGUUCUAACACGGAGCUUUCUAAAACCUGGGAUUUGCAUGUUUAGCUAGAGACAGUGGGCACAGCUAAUGGGACACUGCUAUUCCGAAAUUUCAGUGACUUUUGUAGUGGUUGUUUGCCUCUCAAGCUAACUUUGUAAAUGCAUUGGGUACGUAAGUAUCUUGUCUGUCUGUUGUGUAAGAACUGAAUGGUUCAUAAGACAGCUGCCAACAUGGAAAUAUUAGCAAGGUGCACAUAAGUGCACAAGGUGAAGUGGUAAGAUCCAAUUCUUCCCUCUUUGGAUAGGCUGGGUGAAAAAUAACAUACCAAUGGUGCUGCUGCCCACUGUUGCAGAGGACCUGUGUAACAUCUGUUGCUACAGUUCAUGGAGCUCUUAUUGUUGCCAGUUGAAGACAAUUUAAUUGAUUGAGUAUCAAAUAAUGCUAGGUUAUCACGAGCUGUCUGUGGCAGGCUGAUGGCAAGAGCAUCCUUUCUAGGUAUUAAUACUGUAAAUUCUGCAUGCUGCACAGUAAUUUUUUGAAUGAUGGGGAGACGUGUGCUUGGAGCUGUUGCAGGGAAUGCUGAUUUGUUGAAUUAAGAUGGGCAAAUAUGGAGAGGCCCUGUUUCCAGUGAAGAGAGGAGCUGGUCAGGCUAGGAAACAGCGGGUCCUGUAAGUGCUUCUCUCUCUGUGUAGUUUCUCUGCUCAUGUUCUGGCACAUUAAUGUGAUCAAAACACUUUAAUACUGUCACAGUUGGCUUGCUCCUUUAGAAAAGCUUUGGAAACAACUUGUAAUCUUUUAUUCCCUUCCAAGUACUUCUUUACCAGACUAUUUUAUACUAAAAAUAAAUUUGUAAUGGAAGUGCAUCAAUAAUAAAAAACAAUACCUUUUGAGAAUCAUUGCAGGCAUCACAAAAGUUUGGUUUAGACCAAAUUGCAAUCUUUGAAGUCCUGUUUCUUGUGGAAAACACACAUCCCUUCAAUUCUGCACGUGUGGUCCAUAUGUGAUUGCAUUGGGAUAAGGAGAUGAAGGAACAUCAUCUUGCCUUAUUCCCUGACUGUUUAGUUGCUGACAUUGCAAAAAUGAAAGGUUAUAGUUUGGGGAAGUUUAUAAUUGUUAGUGAAUAACUGUAGGGGUGAACAGCUACUCUACAAGGAGUAGAAGUUCUUGUAACUCAGAUAAUUUCUCUGUAACAGACAAAUAAUUCCCUUGUUCAUAUUAUUUCAAGACAGAGUGUUUAUCUUGGGGAAGUGAGGUUGCAUUCUAUGUCCCAUUGACUUUUAGGCCAGUGCUGUAAUUGUUGUUCAUUUGGUUUGGUCUUCUAAACUAGUUCCAGCCCUACAGCACUCUGUGGUAAUGGGCUCUUAUGUUUUAAGUUUCAGUAGAGUGUAAAAUCAAGGUAAUUGGUCCUGGAUCCUGUUACCACUGCUGGUUUCCUUCUAUUUCUGUUAUGGCUACAGAAGCAUAGCCUGGACACUUCUGAAUGGAAAAGGAUAUCCAUUUCCCAAAGCUCACCAGUAACCUUUAUUAAACAAAAUUUUCAUCAGCUCCUGGGUGAGCAGUGGUGAGAGCAGGGUAUGAAAGCAAAGACAACAAAAAAGAAAAGGCUGACCUGAUUUUUCCCUGCUUAGGAAUUUGUCCAAACAUUUUUUUCUUUUAUUCUGUAAUAUUCUGUCACACCCAGUUUGUGCUGGAGAGGGGAAUUGCUUGAGCUGAAUUCUGAAUUAAGAUUAUGGUACUUGUUAGUAGAACUGACUCCCGGCUUCCUCCCUACUUUUGUUCCAAGGAAAGAGUUCAGCACUUCCUAGCAUGGCUUUUUGAAUCAAUCUUCUUUGAUUUCUGGAGUGUUUUGGACCUGUCUUCAGACUUUGUUUUCAACUUGAAGUUGAACCAUCAAUGUGCCAAGGCACGACUUCAAGUAGUGCAUGCUCCUACUGGAAGAAGAGUCAGUUGUUAUCCAUAGCCAGGACAGCUUUUUGAGAUGCUGCUGAAGAAGCACAGAUUUUUGAAAACUUCAGAGUAAGGCUCUUGCAUUGAAGAGGCAGGAUCUGUGCUUCUAUGAGCAGAAAACCAUAGACUGUUCAUUGCUUCUGUUCGGUGAGGCAAGCAGUAGAGAAAGCAAGAUGGACCAGCAGAUCCCCAGACGAGAGUGGAAGAUGAAAUUGAAUCUAUCCUGCAGGAGCGGAUAAUGGUUUUGGAUGGGGGCAUGGGGACCAUGAUCCAGCAACAUGCGCUGACAGAAGAGGAUUUCCGAGGGCAUGAAUUUAAAGAUCAUUCCAGGCCUUUGAAAGGCAAUAAUGACCUUCUGAGUAUAACUCAGCCUGAUAUAAUCUGUGACAUACACAAGGAAUACUUGCUGUCAGGUGCUGACAUCAUUGAAACCAACACUUUCAGCAGCACCCGGGUUGCACAGGCUGACUAUGGCCUUGAGCAUUUGGCAUAUCGAUUAAACAGAGUCUCUGCACAGGUGGCCAGAAAAGCAGCAGACAUUGUAACUGCUCAGACAGGAAUUAAGAGAUAUGUUGCUGGAGCCAUGGGUCCAACAAACAGGACACUCUCUGUGUCACCAUCUGUGGAGAGACCAGAUUACAGGAACAUAACUUUUGAUGAACUAGUUGAAGCCUAUACAGAACAAGCCAAAGGACUUUUGGAUGGAGGAGUUGACAUCUUACUGGUGGAAACCAUAUUUGACACCGCCAAUGCUAAGGCAGCUCUUUUUGCACUCCAGAUGUUGUUUGAGGAAGAGUAUGCUUCCCGACCCAUAUUUGUUUCUGGAACUAUUGUGGAUAAGAGUGGGCGUACCCUCUCUGGCCAGACAGGAGAGGCAUUUGUCAUUAGUGUUUCCCACAGUAAGCCACUUUGUAUUGGCUUAAAUUGUGCUUUAGGGGCAGUUGAAAUGCGUCCAUUCAUUGAAACAAUUGGAAAAUGUACAACCGCCUACAUCAUCUGUUACCCCAACGCAGGUCUUCCCAAUACUUUUGGUGGUUAUGAUGAAACUCCAGAAGUGACUGCCAAGCAUAUAAAGGAUUUUGCUCUGGAUGGUUUGGUCAACAUAGUUGGAGGUUGCUGUGGUACCACACCAGCACAUAUCAGAAAAAUUGCCGAAGCUGUGAAAUUCUGUAAGCCUCGUGUUCCACCUUCUCUCUCUCAAGGAUACAUGCUGCUGUCAGGUCUGGAGCCAUUCAGGAUUGGGCCAUACACCAACUUCGUUAAUAUUGGUGAACGUUGCAAUGUUGCAGGAUCACGGAAGUUUGCUAAACUCAUCAUGGCAGGCAACUAUGAAGAAGCCCUGAGUGUAGCCAAGUUGCAAGUUGAGAUGGGGGCCCAGAUUCUUGACAUAAAUAUGGAUGAUGGGAUGUUGGAUGGCCCCACUGCAAUGGCCAGAUUUUGUAACUUGAUUUCUUCGGAACCUGAUAUUGCAAAGGUGCCAUUAUGCAUAGACUCCUCAAAUUUUUCAGUGAUUGAAGCAGGUUUGAAAUGUUGCCAAGGGAAAUGCAUUGUAAACAGCAUCAGUCUAAAGGAAGGUGAGGAAGACUUCUUGGAGAAAGCGAGGAAAAUUAAAUUGUAUGGAGCUGCUGUCGUUGUUAUGGCUUUUGAUGAAGUGGGGCAGGCAACAGAAACAGAAACCAAGAUUGCAGUCUGUUCCAGAGCUUAUCAUCUCCUUGUGGAAAACGUUCACUUCAAUCCGAACGAUAUAAUAUUUGACCCUAAUAUUUUGACCAUAGGAACUGGAAUGGAAGAACAUAACCUUUAUGCCAUAAAUUUUAUCAAUGCUACUAAAACCAUAAAAGAAACACUGCCAGGAGCCAGGAUAAGUGGAGGUCUUUCCAAUCUGUCCUUCUCCUUUCGAGGAAUGGAUGCCAUUCGAGAAGCAAUGCAUGGAGUGUUCCUUUACCACGCGAUUAAGUAUGGCAUGGACAUGGGAAUUGUGAAUGCUGGGAAUCUGCCUGUGUAUGAUGAUAUCCAAAAGGAAUUGCUGCAACUGUGUGAGAAUCUAAUCUGGAACAAAGAUCCUGAUGCGACAGAGAAGCUUUUACAUUAUGCUCAGAAUCAUGCCCAGGGAGGAAAAAAAGUUGUACAGACUGAUGAGUGGCGUAAAGGCUCUGUGGAGGAAAGGCUGGAAUAUGCUCUCAUCAAGGGCAUUGAGAAGUAUGUCAUUUCAGAUACAGAAGAAGCAAGAUUAAAACAGGAAAAAUAUCCUAGACCUCUAAAUGUAAUUGAAGGGCCUUUGAUGAAUGGCAUGAAAAUUGUUGGUGAUCUUUUUGGUGCUGGAAAGAUGUUUCUGCCCCAGGUGAUAAAGUCUGCUCGAGUUAUGAAGAAAGCAGUUGGCCACCUUAUUCCCUAUAUGGAAAAAGAAAGAGAGGAAAGGAGAGCCAAGCAAGGCAGCACAGAAGAAGAGGAUCCUUACCAGGGUACAAUAGUAUUGGCAACUGUGAAGGGAGAUGUACAUGAUAUCGGCAAGAACAUCGUGGGAGUUGUUCUGGGCUGCAACAACUUCAGAGUUAUUGAUUUAGGAGUCAUGACUCCAUGUGAUAAGAUAUUAAGAGCUGCUGUUGAGAACAAAGCAGAUAUAAUUGGCCUGUCUGGUCUCAUCACCCCAUCUUUGGAUGAGAUGAUUUUUGUCGCCAAGGAAAUGGAGAGAUUGGCAAUAAAGAUUCCUUUGCUCAUUGGAGGAGCAACUACUUCUAAAACACACACAGCUGUUAAAAUUGCCCCACGAUAUAGCGCACCUGUAGUUCAUGUCCUGGAUGCAUCCAAGAGUGUUGUGGUUUGCUCACAGCUCUUAGAUGACAGUAUAAAGGAUGAUUUCUUUGAAGAAAUAUUAGAAGAAUAUGAAGAAAUUAGACAAGAACACUAUGAGUCUCUCAAGGAAAGAAGGUACUUGUCUCUACAGCAAGCUAGAAGAAAAGGUUUCCAUAAUGACUGGUUAUCAGGCCAUAUACCAGUUAAACCAAAAUUCAUUGGCACAAAAGUCUUUGAAGAUUAUGACCUGAGGAGGCUGGUAGAGUACAUUGACUGGAAGCCCUUCUUUGACGUCUGGCAGCUUAGGGGAAAGUAUCCCAACAGGAGUUUCCCUAAGAUCUUCAAUGAUAAAACUGUAGGUGAAGAAGCAAAGAGAGUUUAUAACGAUGCUCAAGAUCUACUGAAAACAUUGAUUAAUGAAAAGAAAUUACAAGCCAGAGGUGUGGUUGGGUUCUGGCCAGCUCGAAGUGUUCAAGAUGAUAUCCACUUGUAUGCUGUAGAAGAGGCAGUGGGAUCUUCAGAACCAAUAGCAAAAUUUUAUGGUUUGAGGCAACAGGCUGAAAAGGACUCUGCCUGCACAGAUCCAUAUUACUGCCUCUCUGACUUCAUAGCACCACUAGAUUCUGGCAUUUGUGACUACUUAGGCCUUUUUGCAGUGGCCUGCUUUGGUGUAGAUGAUUUAUGCAGUGAAUUUAGGAAACAGGAGGAUGAAUACAACAUCAUAAUGGUGAAGGCUCUUGGUGAUCGGUUGGCAGAGGCAUUUGCUGAGGAGCUUCAUGAAAGAGUUCGAAGGGAAUUCUGGGCUUACAGUAGUAGUGAGCAGCUGGAUCUCUCUGGCCUACGCAAAAUUAAAUAUGAGGGAAUUCGCCCUGCCCCUGGAUAUCCCAGCCAGCCUGACCAUACGGAGAAACUCACCAUGUGGAAACUUGCAAACAUUGAGGAAACAACAGGAAUUGGUCUAACAGAAUCACUAGCAAUGAUGCCUGCUUCUGCAGUUUCUGGCCUCUAUUUUUCCAGUCCCAAUUCCAAAUAUUUUGCUGUUGGCAAGAUAUGUAAAGAUCAGGUUGAAGAUUAUGCACUGAGAAAAAAUUUGUCUGUGGCAGAAGUGGAGAAGUGGCUGGAACCCAUUUUGGGAUAUGAUACUGAACAACUGUGAUAUUUACAUCCUUUUUUGAUGGUCUAUUUGCCAGAAAGAACAAGAAAAUUCUUCCCACUGGAAACAGCUUUCUUCCAUCCAUCCCAAUUGCUUGUAUGAUUAUCUUAAAUUUUUAAUCAAGGAACUUAAUAUUUCAAAUCAAGUCUUCCUGGUGCCCUUGGCUUGGGACCAUGAAUGUAUUUAGCUUCUCAGUCACAGCAGCAUACUUUUAUUUAUUUUUAUGUUUUCACAAAGACUCCAGCAGAGAAGCUAGGUGUAGGGUGAGAUGGGGAAACUGCAAAGCUUUCCUGUUUGGAAGAUUUUGAAAUCAGGGGCAAGAAUUUCUCUCCCAUGGCUGUGGAUAUGCAUAGAACAGAAUUUGACUUCUGUUAUUUUAGUGUGUUUUGGCAAGUCCAUGGACAGAAAUAUGAUGUGAUUCUUCUGCAAAGUCACAAAAUGUUUUAUACUGAGUGAUCAAGAACAACUGAAGUACAACAGAUCUCCUUUUUAAAAGUCAUCUGCUCAGUGUUUAGUCUUGUGCUUGGGAGCACACAUUGUUCUUGAUGGUAGAACUAUAAGAAUAAUACAAUCUUCUGGAGUAGUAUCCGAGAUCUGUAUUGGGAAAUGAAAUGACAGAGCCCAUGGAAUUGUCUGCUUUGUGCUUCCUCUUCUUUCAGCAAUCACAAUCUGUCUAUUCUGUAUAAAAGGUACUGGCACUUCCUACCUUACUUCCUAUCUUGUCAAGCUUAAUUCAUACACAAACAAUCAUUUGUACAUGAAAAUUAUAAGGGCAGCAUAUUUGCUACUGUAGACAGCCAGAAAGCUUGGAGCUGACCUUUACAAAAUUUUAACCUUCUAGAAAACUGGAUUUUAAAAGCAAUAGUACCAUCAUAUAUAACAGUUAAUAUUGCAGAUUAUUCUUCAUAUUUAACUGUGUGCUAAUUGUUCAUAGUUUUCAAUAAUUUCUGAAAAGUGUCUCAAGUAUUAUUUAAAUGCUAAUUUGUAAAAUAUUAUGACAGAACCCCCUCAUUUUUUUGGUCUCUAAUUGUAAACAGAAGGCCAGUAUUGUAAGGAAGAUGUUCUUUUAAUAGUUUAUUGUAAUCUGUUAAUAGCUGCAUAAUUUUUGUAAUGCCUUAUCUGACUUCAUGCUGAAAGAAUCAUCUGGUAUCAACAGUUUAAUAAAGAUGGUGUUAUCAUAUUAGAAUCCUUUAAAUGGCAACAAUAAAAUGUGUGCAGUAAUCUGAAUAGAUAAUGUUAAAAUUAGUAUGUGUUUGUACCAUGAACCUGAAAUUAUAGAAGCUGCUAUGGGAUUUUUAAAGUAGUUGUGUAAGUGUAUUCUUAACUGAAUCUUUUAGAAUGGCUCAUCCCUUAAUGACUUACAAAAAUAAUUUCUAAAUGGAUCUCCCCUCCCCCUGCCUCCCUCCAUGUCAAGAGACAUGACAUGUCCUUGCUGAGCAGCUGAUUUUUGUAGUGGGAGCAGUUUCUCAGUAGAACACUCGUUUAGACUGCCAAAAAUAAAGUAAAAUGUUCUUAAUAUAAAA